This is a messenger RNA of Puccinia triticina, 183 nucleotides long. RefSeq lists its product as uncharacterized. The record is from RefSeq and is a predicted model, not a curated record. Bases 1 to 183 code for a protein of 60 amino acids. The transcript is spliced from 2 exons. Lineage: Eukaryota; Fungi; Basidiomycota; Pucciniomycetes; Pucciniales; Pucciniaceae.
AUGUUCUCCGCCGGUAAUAAUGGUUUCAAGAUUCUACAGCUUUCUACUUUCUGCACUACCCUUGCUGACUCCUUGCCCGUCCUCAUUCAAAAACUACGUGCGGCUCGCGGUGAAAGCGCAGAUCAGCAACCCACCCACAGCUCCACCCAAAAGCUUCCGUGCAAAGAUCCACGUCCUCCUUGA